Molecule: messenger RNA, 426 nt
Organism: Aspergillus tanneri
Lineage: Eukaryota; Fungi; Ascomycota; Eurotiomycetes; Eurotiales; Aspergillaceae
Exons: 1
Coding region: 1-426 (141 amino acids)
Biological process (GO): regulation of transcription by RNA polymerase II
Molecular function (GO): DNA-binding transcription factor activity, RNA polymerase II-specific; RNA polymerase II cis-regulatory region sequence-specific DNA binding; protein dimerization activity
Source: RefSeq, a predicted model, not a curated record
AUGCCCUCUGCUCAGCCCCCUGCUUCCCUCACAUCCAGCUCGUCGGAGGCCUCGUACUCGCCCGUUCCUGCCACGAAUCCAGACGACCGGGAUGAUCGCUCUUCAACCACUCCGACCGCCGCCGCCGCGUCCAAACAGGUCGCGUCCUCCAGCGCCUCCCAAGACAAGGACAAGCCCCGUCUGACGGAGCAAGAAAAGAAAAACAACCACAUCGCGUCGGAGCAGAAGCGCCGGGCCGCAAUCCGCGAGGGCUUCGACCGUCUCACAGAGCUGGUCCCGGGCCUGGAAGGCCAAGGCCGGAGCGAAAGCAUCGUACUCAAGAAAACGGUGGAUUUUAUCCAUCUCAAACUACAGGAGAGACAGGAGUUGAUUGCGGAGAUCGAGCGCAGGGGCGGUCGCAUUGACGAUACCUUUCAAACAAGGUGA